AUGAAUCUCGACCACACGCUUGAGUUGCUGAGGCAGGGGAAGCACAUACCGGAGGAGACGGUGUACAGUCUGUGUUUGGAGUUGCAAGAGUUGCUGAUCAACGAGGCGAAUGUGUCGUAUGUGGACACGCCCGUGACGAUAUGCGGGGACAUACAUGGCCAGUUGCACGAUCUGCUGACGUUGUUCGAGAAGUCAGGAGGCGUGGAGAAGACGCGGUACAUAUUCCUUGGGGAUUUUGUCGACAGAGGGUUCUACUCUUUGGAGAGUUUCCUCUUGCUUCUGUGUUACAAACUGCGGUACCCAGACAGGAUCACUCUGAUCAGGGGGAACCACGAGACCAGGCAGAUCACGAAAGUGUACGGGUUCUACGACGAGGUGUUGCGGAAGUACGGCAACUGCAACGUGUGGCGGUACUGUUGCGAGGUGUUUGAUUACUUGUCCCUGGGGGCCAUUAUCAACAACAAGAUAUUCUGCGUGCACGGCGGUCUCUCCCCCGAUGUAGACACGCUGGACGCGAUCCGCGGGAUCGACAGGAAACAAGAGGUCCCGCACGAGGGACCCAUGUGUGACCUGCUGUGGUCUGACCCGGACGACGUCGAGACUUGGUCUCUGUCCCCGAGAGGCGCAGGGUUCCUGUUUGGUAAGAACGAGGUGGACAAGUUCCUACACGGCAACGACAUAGAGCUCAUCGCUAGAGCACACCAGCUUGUGAUGGAAGGUUACAAAGAGAUGUUUGACGGCGGUCUUGUGACUGUGUGGUCAGCACCGAACUACUGCUACCGGUGUGGCAAUAUAGCCGCUGUCUUGGAGAUAGACGACCAGUUACAGCGGAACUACACGAUAUUCGAGGCCGUCCAGCCGCAAGACGGAGUGGGCAACGCCAUAAUACCGACGAAGAAACCGCAGAUGGACUACUUCUUGUAG
Huiozyma naganishii CBS 8797 is the source of this 924-nucleotide messenger RNA. RefSeq names its product phosphoprotein phosphatase PP4 catalytic subunit PPH3 (gene PPH3). The transcript has a single exon. Gene Ontology annotation, biological process: double-strand break repair via homologous recombination; peptidyl-serine dephosphorylation. NCBI's taxonomy places the organism in Eukaryota, Fungi, Ascomycota, Saccharomycetes, Saccharomycetales, Saccharomycetaceae. The record is from RefSeq and is a predicted model, not a curated record. Gene Ontology annotation, cellular component: cytoplasm; nucleus. Bases 1 to 924 code for a protein of 307 amino acids. Gene Ontology annotation, molecular function: protein serine/threonine phosphatase activity.